Messenger RNA from Rhopalosiphum padi (bird cherry-oat aphid), 2162 nucleotides. Its product is annotated as leucine-rich repeat-containing protein 45-like. Bases 151 to 2007 code for a protein of 618 amino acids. NCBI's taxonomy places the organism in Eukaryota, Metazoa, Arthropoda, Insecta, Hemiptera, Aphididae. The transcript is spliced from 11 exons. The record is from RefSeq and is a predicted model, not a curated record.
GUUAUUUGUUAAAACAUUAAAUUUUCGCUUUAUAGUACCAUAGUGUAUAUUCUAUAUAUAAUUAUAAACUAUUCAAAAAUAUUCUUUAAUUUAUCUUUGAACUUCAAUUUCUAUGACCUAUAAAUAUUAUAACAUAUAUUAUUAAUUAUUAUGGAUAUAGAUAUUUGCAAUAUUUAUCAAACAUUAUGUUUAAAAAACAAAAUACCAUCCAACGAAUUUAUUGUAUCAUGUUUAUACAAUGCAAGUGUUUAUGGUGAAUUAAAUUUGAAGAGCACUACAAUAACAAAACAUUCUUGUUCAUUGAUAGCCAAAACUUUAAAAUAUGCAUCAACUAUUAAUAUUUUGAAUUUGUCUGAUUGUCUACUACCAGUUAAUGGGUUGAAGGACAUUUUAAAUUCAGUGAAUUAUUUAACAAAUUUAAAGAUAUUGAAUUUAAAGGGAAAUCAAAUUGGAAAUACUCUAACUACAUAUAUUUCUAAAAUAUUAUUAAAUAACAAUAAUAUUACAGAACUACGAUUGGAUUGGAAUAAUAUUGGUGACUCAGUUGAUACAUUUUCCCAGUUGUGUCAUAGUUUAAAGUCAAAUACAGUUUUAAAUAUUUUAAUUUUGGCAAAUAAUAACCUGUGUCAAACAUGUGGUUAUCAUUUAGCUAAAAUGUUAAACAUAAAUAAAAGUUUAAAGAAUAUCGAUUUAAGUUGGAAUUGUGUAGGUGAAACAGGAGCAGAAUUAUUAAUGAAAUCUUUAAAAAACAAUGAAAUUCUUUUAGAACUAAAUAUUCAAGGAAAUUCUGUAUCUAUGGAAAUGUCUUCUAUGAUAGCUGAACAACUAAAACAGAAUAAAUCAAAUGAAAUUAAUCAAAAAGAAGUUCAAGUUAGAAACUUAAGUCUCCUUGAACAUGUAGCAUCAGUAGAUAAAAAUUAUCAAACACAAUUGAACAUUCUUAACAAUCAAUAUCAUAAUCGUGUCGAUGAACUACAAUCAAACCUACAACUUCUCCAAUUAAAAAAUCAAGAACAAAAACAAGAACUUGAAGAAUUAAAAAAAAAAAGUUUAAAAGACCAAGAAAAUUAUAUACUUAUUUCAAACCAAAUUAAAAAGAUAAAAUCAGAGGCAUCUUUUAAUAAACAAAGUUUAAACUCACUUAUAACAAAAAUAAGCAAUGAAAUUCCAAAUUCUGAUAUGGAAUACAUGAAUUUAGAGGACUUAGAUAAAAUAUUUUAUAUUAUUUCAAAAAUUAAAAAAAACUGUGACAUUAAAGUUUUACAAGAAAAAAAAGAAUGCCAACGAUUAAUAGAAGUUUUACCAAAAUUGACAAAUGAACUAAAGACAUUAAAAGGAGAAUGGGAAAAUUUUAAAUCUUCAACAGAACUAAACAUAAAAGAUUAUUCUGAUGAAUUAAUAGCUAUUAAAAAGUUACUUCUUACAAAUAUGUAUCAUCGUAAAAUUUCAAAUAAAAUUAGUAAUGAAAUAAAUAUGAACAAUUUAAUUAGACAACAAGAAGAAAUAAAAAUUUACGAUAAACAGACAAAUGUGUUACUUUUGUUAAAUACAAAGAUAAAAACUCUACAUAAAGAAAAGUCAGAUUUAGAAAUUAAAUUAGCAGAAGCUGAAAUAAAAUCUGUUGAAGCUAAUGAGACAAUGAAAGUACUUCAAAAAAAUUUGAUAUUGGCUAAAGAUGAAUUGAUAAAGUUAAAUAAAACAGAACUUUAUAAUAUAGCUGCUCAAACAACAAGUGAUACAUUAGCCAAGGAAAUAGAUAUUUUAAAAACUAAUUUUGCUGAAAAAGAUAAUCAACUAAGACUCUCUAAAAUAGAAAUAGAUAAAAUUAAUAUCAAUCAUGAAACUGAAUUAAUAAAUCUUGAGAAAAAAUUUCAAUCAGAAUUUCAAGCAUUUAAAGAAAAAAGGAAAGAAGAUUUAAACCAAAGUGAGAAGAUGUGUUUAAUGUUUCAAAAAUAUGUUGCUAAAUUGAAAAAAGAUAACUUGCAAUACAUGAAUAAUGACCAGUAAAUACAUAUUAAAGGAACAUCCUUAGAGGUAAAAAUCAAAUUUGGCGCCCAAUUAUAAAACGUCUUUGCAUCUACCACAGUUCAGUGUAACCAACGAAACACAAGAAUUAUGAUAUGAUUUUUUGCGAUAAUGAAUCUUGGGUAUUAGGAUCACUC